CAUCCUGGCUGGCUUACAUACACCUGACCGCUGUUCCAUUCCAGCAGUGAUGCAAGGCCAAACGCCACUGCAGUUGGGAUUGCUUUGAAGCAAAGCAGAUCUCUCUCCAAAGCCUGUUCAUGCCUCUUUUGCCUCUCUCUGUCACUCUUGGGUUGUGGUUCCUGUUCUUCUUUGCAUACCUGCCUCUGACUUGGGUUCAGCGUCUGUAACUAAAAGGUAAGUGUUUGGGAUCUGGGAAUGCCGUGCCCUCUGGAGCAGUUGCUAAAGGAAGAGGAAAUACUCUCCGAGUAACUUUGUGCGAUGGAUUAAAGCCAUAGUCGUUUGGAAUGAUGCUGCCCACGGGCUACACAAGAGACUCAGAGUUGUGUUUUGCGCCCCACAGGCAAGGACUGUAGCUGUGCCAGCCGGUGUCUCUCCUCCAAUGCCGGUCAAGGGAAGGAGCUCCCCUCAGCCCUGCAAAGAGACACCUCAUGCCCUCGGUCGGCCAGAGGGGCCUCAUUUCCCUACCUUUCCAGGAGCUUCUCCUUUAUCUAGCUUAGCUGACUGCCCUUUGUGUAGCUGUCCCACACAGGACCAGUCUUCACCGCUCCCCUCUCUACUGCUGUGGCAUCAUCUUUCCAAGCUUGAUGAUGGGGAUUCUUGCCAACCCCAAGGCCACUGGAGGCCGGCUGUGAACUUCCAAAUGGCGUGCCUUAUAGGCCGUGGACCGACUGCAUGCACGAGGGUGCCGCUGAGUGAUCGGAGAACUGGCUGAUUGUUCCCGGCAGCCUCUUUCUGCCUGCCUCAGGAUUUUGGAGGGCCUCCCCAACCCCCCGCCCCCUCCCUCUCACCAUGUUCCUCCUGCUGCCAUUUGACAGCCUGGUGGUGAACCUGCUGGGCAUUUCCCUGACUGUCCUCUUCACCCUGCUCUUGGUCUUCAUCAUUGUGCCAGCCAUCUUUGGAGUUUCCUUUGGCAUCCGUCGGCUCUACAUGAAAACUCUGCUGCAGAUCUUCCAGUGGGCAACGCUGAGGAUCGAGCGUGGUGCCAAAGAGAAGAACCACCUGCUUUAUAAACCCUAUGUCAAUGGCAUCAUUGCAAAGGAGCCCACUUCGCUGGAGGAGGAAAUCAAGGAGAUCAGGCGCAGCGGGAGCAACAAGGCCUUGGACACGCCGGAGUUUGAGCUCUCCGAUAUCUUCUAUUUCUGCCGCAAGGGCAUUGAGACCAUUAUGGAUGACGAGGUGACCAAGCGCUUCUCGGCCGAAGAGUUGGAAUCUUGGAACCUGUUGAGCAGAACCAACUAUAAUUUCCACUACAUCAGCUUGCGCCUCACAGUCUUGUGGGGUCUGGGUGUCUUGAUCCGCUACUGCAUCUUGCUGCCACUCAGGGUAGCCCUGGCUUUCACUGGCAUUAGCCUCUUGGUGACAGGCACAACCAUGGUGGGCUACUUGCCCAAUGGAAGGUGCAAGGAGUUCCUGAGCAAGCACGUGCACCUGAUGUGUUACCGGAUUUGUGUGCGAGCCCUUACAGCCAUCAUCACUUACCACCACCGGGAGAACAGACCCCGCAAUGGAGGAAUCUGCGUGGCUAACCACACUUCCCCGAUUGAUGUCAUAAUCCUGGCCAGCGAUGGCUACUAUGCGAUGGUGGGCCAGGUUCACGGAGGGCUGAUGGGGGUGAUCCAGAGGGCGAUGGUGAAGGCUUGUCCUCACGUCUGGUUUGAACGCUCGGAAGUGAAGGACCGCCACCUCGUGGCCCGAAGACUGUCAGAGCAUGCGCAUGAUAAAAAUAAGUUGCCCAUCCUGAUUUUCCCUGAAGGCACUUGCAUCAACAACACCUCAGUGAUGAUGUUCAAGAAAGGGAGCUUUGAAAUCGGUGCCACCGUUUAUCCCGUUGCCAUCAAGUACGACCCCCAGUUUGGAGACGCCUUUUUCAACAGCAGCAAAUACGGCAUGGUGACCUACCUGCUGAGGAUGAUGACCAGCUGGGCCAUCGUCUGCAGCGUCUGGUAUCUCCCUCCAAUGACCCGAGAGCCCGAUGAGGAUGCGGUGCAGUUUGCCAAUCGUGUGAAAUCGGCCAUUGCGCGGCAGGGGGGCCUGGUGGACCUUUUGUGGGACGGUGGCUUAAAGAGGGAAAAGGUGAAGGACACAUUCAAGGAGGAGCAGCAGAAGCUCUACAGCAAGAUGAUUGUGGGCAACCACGAGGAUCGGAGCCGCUCCUGAGUUUCCCCACGGCUGGCCGGAGGCUCCCGCGGCUCAGAACUCUUUCCGGGGCCAGUCUUCCUCUUAAGGCUUUGGACACAUUUCGUUCCGUAGCCUGCCUCUCCAUGGUGCUGGCCAGUGGCUACUGAGAAAAAAGGCCUUGUCCUCAAUCCCUGUGGUUUCCCUCACUGGCCAGGCAGCAGCAGCAGCAGCUGAGAACUAGACAUCCCAGUGGAGGUGGUAGCAUGGGAUGCCCUGCCUUGUGCCUCCUCCUCCGCCGCCUGAGCUCUGCAGGAGCCUCUCUCUCUCUCUCUCUGCGUGCGGCGUCCGUGCAUGCAUGCCUGUGCCAGAUGCGCCAGCCUGGUCCUGGAUGCCAGUGAUGGAGGUGCCUCCUGCAACGCCCUUCCUCUCUUGGGGAAAGGCACAACCCCCCCCCCCCACUCUUUCUUGUGUCCUUUCCUCACUCUUCUGCCCCUCUUCCCUGGAAAAAAAGAACUGACUUCAGUUGCAUGGGUUCACUUUGCAUUUUAUAAUUAAAUGAUAUAGAGGAA
Molecule: messenger RNA, 2729 nt
Organism: Anolis sagrei ordinatus
Lineage: Eukaryota; Metazoa; Chordata; Lepidosauria; Squamata; Anolidae
Source: RefSeq, a predicted model, not a curated record